AUGUCUCGACAACCCACGCGGGAGAACCCUCCCGAGGGCGCCAACAGCCCCGACCUCGCACGGCAUCAGUCUCUCAACCUUCAGCUACUUCGAACAGAGACCCGACAGACUCUAAGAGAGCGUGGCAUCUCAGAAACUCCGCCUCCAUUGGACCCCAACUAUCCCGAACUCGGCCGUCCGGAGGAGCCCAUCUUCCCCGAGGAAUACACCCUCGAGACAGCCACUGGUCUCGUGCCAGAGCAGACACUCGAACAGAUCCGAUCGAGGGUCUCGACAGUCACUUCGCGGAGGCGCACCCGUCCGAGUACGGUCUCAGAACCCGAUCUCGAAAAGCAAGGGAUCGAAGAACCGGUCGAGUUCGUCACCUUCAAACUCCACGACCCCGACAACCCGCACAACUGGUCGCGGCUUUUUCGGUGGUACAUUACCCUCGCCGCGUCGUCUCUGGUCGUCUGCGUCGCGUUCGGCUCGUCGGUGGUUACGGGAGGCUUGGGCCUCAUUGAAGACAAAUACAACGUCUCGCUCGAAGUCGCCAUCCUGACCUGCUCGAUCAUGGUCUGCGGGUUCGCCGUGGGUCCACUGCUGUGGAGUCCGCUGUCCGAGAUCAUUGGCCGACGUCCUGUCUACAUCAUCUCUCUGUUCUUGUACACCAUCUUCAACAUCCCCUGCGCCCUGUCGCCCAACAUCGGCGGUCUGCUGGUCUCGCGGUUCCUGUGUGGCGUCUUCUCCAGCUCCGGUCUGUCUCUCGCCGGCGGCACGAUCGCUGAUAUCUGGAACAUCGAAGAACGAGGCAUGGCCAUCGCCUACUUCGCCGCGGCGCCCUACGCGGGCCCCGUCAUCGGCCCCAUCGUCGCAGGCUGGAUCAACGUCGGCACGGGCCGGCUCAACCUCUUCUUCUGGGUCAACCUGGGCUACGCAGGCUUCAUGCUGGUGGUGAUGGGACUGAUCCCGGAGACGUACGCGCCGGUGAUCCUCAAGCGGCGUGCGGCCAGACUGCGGAAGGAGACGGGCGACAACAACAUCAUCACGGAGCAGGAGAAGACAAAGCUGACACUGCGGGAGAUCGUCAAGACGUCGCUGGUGCGGCCCAUCAACAUGAUCCUGACGGAGCCCGUGCUGGACCUGAUGUGCAUGUACAUUGUGCUGAUCUACGCGAUGCUGUACGCCUUCUUCUUCGCGUACCCGGUCAUCUUCGGCGAGCUGUACGGGUACAACGACGGGCAGAUCGGGCUGAUGUUCAUCCCUAUCAUCAUCGGGGCGGCGUUUGCCCUGGUCGCGACGCCGCAGUUUGAGAAGCAGUUCAAGCGCGUGUGCAAACUGCGCGCGCCCACGGCUGAGGACCGCCUGAUGGGCGCCAUGUUCGGCGCGCCCUUCAUCCCCAUCUCGCUGUUCAUCCUGGGCGCCACCUCGUACCACGGCAUCAUCUGGGUCGGCCCGGCGUCCAGUGGCAUCGCCUUUGGUUUCGGCAUGGUCCUGUGCUACUACUCGGUCAACAACUACAUCAUCGACUCGUACCAGAAGUACGCCGCGAGCGCGCUGGCCGCGAAGGUGUUUUUGAGGAGCGGCGGCGGCGCAGCCUUCCCGCUCUUCACCACACAGAUGUACCAUACCCUGGGCCUGCAAUGGGCGAGCUGGCUGCUGGCCUUCAUCGGCGUCGGCAUGGUCUUGAUCCCCUUCUCCUUCUACAUCUUCGGCGCCAAGAUCCGCGCAAUUUUCAACAAAGGCUGA
Messenger RNA from Cladophialophora psammophila CBS 110553, 1728 nucleotides. RefSeq lists its product as uncharacterized. NCBI's taxonomy places the organism in Eukaryota, Fungi, Ascomycota, Eurotiomycetes, Chaetothyriales, Herpotrichiellaceae. Gene Ontology annotation, molecular function: spermine transmembrane transporter activity. The record is from RefSeq and is a predicted model, not a curated record. Gene Ontology annotation, cellular component: fungal-type vacuole membrane. The transcript has a single exon. Gene Ontology annotation, biological process: spermine transport; transmembrane transport. The coding region runs from base 1 to 1728 and encodes 575 amino acids.